Messenger RNA from Fusarium subglutinans, 1113 nucleotides. RefSeq names its product RTA1-like protein. The record is from RefSeq and is a predicted model, not a curated record. Lineage: Eukaryota; Fungi; Ascomycota; Sordariomycetes; Hypocreales; Nectriaceae. Bases 1 to 1113 code for a protein of 370 amino acids. Gene Ontology annotation, cellular component: membrane. The transcript has 2 exons.
AUGCAUUCUAAUCUUGGAGCUCUUAUUCUCUAUCUCCUUUCGGGAUCUACUAUAGCAUCAGCGAUCCCUGCACAGACACAAUCCCACGAUGUUACCCUUGUAGCUCGUGCUACUGCGACAGAAACAGCUGCGCCAGAGGGAUGGUUCACCACUACGAAAAACAUCGCUACUAUUGGGGGUACAACAGAUAAAUAUGUUACCAUUCCUGCCAAAACAAUCUCAAUUGUUGUCCCAACAUGUGUCCAAACUCUUGAGCCUGAUGAGAACGGAUAUCUUCCCCCAGGAACAUGUAACGCCCACUGGAACUACUAUCCCAGCUUUGCAGCUGCUGUGGUAUUCGCUUUGCUCUUCGCGGCAUUGACUGGUGUGCAUAUAUGGCAAGCCGCUCGGUACAAAAAGUUCCGGGUUAAUGCGUACGCAUACAUGACUCUCGGCCGAAUGGUCUACUACUUCAUACCAUCUCAGUCCCUGCUCCGCAUGCCGGCUGCUACUCUCGCUGCCAUUUUCGUCGGUCUCGAUAUCCUCUCAUUCAUCGUCCAACUCAUUGGCGGCAGUAUGUCUGGACCUGGUUCACCACCUGACGAGCAGAUGAAAGCCAUCCAUAUCUACAUGGGCGGCAUUGGUCUCCAAGAAUUUUUCAUCGUCAUCUUUGUCGUCCUCUGCUUCCUCUUCCAGAAGAAGAUGCACACGAUUGAGCACCAGCACCAGGGCAUCAAAGCCUUUGUUACCUCAGACUGGGGCAUGCUUCUCUGCACGCUAUACUUCUCACUAGCCAUGAUCUCUGUGCGCAUUAUCUACCGACUCAUUGAGUUCUCUGGCGGAAUGGGCCAAGACAAUGCUCUCGUCACCCACGAGGUGUACUUUUACAUUCUUGAAGCAGCACCUAUGUUUUUGGCGCUGUUGGCGUUCAAUGCCAUUCAUCCGGGAAGGAUCAUGACUGGUCCCAAAUCUGAUAUACCUGGGCUGUUCUCGUUUAUCAAGAACAAGAUUCGGGGGCGAAAAGGAAAGCAGUUGCUGGACGAUCGAAGCGACAGUGAUGUUGAGUUGAAUACCCGGUAUGAGCCGACUAGAGGGGUUGGGCACUAUGAUACUGAGCCCCCGCGUUAUGGAUAA